AUGUAUCGGUCACAUCCUCUCUCCGCAUAUUUGCGCUCAAUACGCCAUCGACCUUACUUUCGCAGCGUUCUCUAUGGCUGCCUAUUAAUUGCUUCGGUCUAUGUUCUGUACAGCUUCGUGAAUCCUACCUAUCCAAUCCCCACCUAUUCUUCAUUUUCUUGGGCAGAUCCUUUUUCUGGCGAUCUAGCGGAAAGUUACUUGCCAGCCGAUGAAACGCCAGCAGACGUCUGGCGGGGAAGGGCAAAAAGUGUCAAGCUUGCCUUCUUACAUGGAUAUCAUGGCUAUGAAAGAUAUGCUCAACCCCACGACGAAAUUCGUCCCCUCUCGAACGAUUUUAUAGACAACUUCAAUGGGUGGGGUGUCACAAUGUAUGAUUCUCUAGAUACCAUGCUACUUAUGGGUCUGGAGAAUGAAUACAACCGCGCAAUGCCUUUCAUAGAGAAGACUGUGUUCAGCCUGCCCGAUGGUGAAUUUGCGCCUUUUUUUGAGACGGUGAUAAGAUACCUCGGAGGACUGCUGUCUGCGUAUGCUCUUAGAAAAGACGACCUUCUUCUUAGACGUGCGGAUGAGCUUGCUGAGAAGCUAGAUCAUGUCUUCGCAACCCCUAGUGGGUUUCCACUUUUUGGGGUAAACCCAAAUGGAAAUGUAGUUGGCCCCGAGAUUGGAAUACUUGCUGAAAUGGCAAGCUUGCAGAUGGAAUACACGGCCCUCGCAAAGUUUACUGGAAAAAAGCGAUGGUGGGACAGGGCCAAUACUGUGAUCAGGGCAUUGGAUAAAGCGGAUCUUCAUAAAACCGGGGGAAUGUUUCCCAUUAGGUGGAAUCUGACCUCUGCUCAGCCUUUUGAUACACACCUUUCUGUAGGCGCGCAAGCCGAUAGUACACAUGAAUAUCUGCUCAAGCAGUAUCUUCUGACUGCUAAGGUCGACAAGGCUAACUUGAUAAUGUAUCUUCGAGCUACUACGCACAUAAUCGCAGAACUUCUAUUCUUAUCACCGAAGCGGCAUCUAUUAUACGUAACAGACACUACUUUCUCGACAAACGAGCACAGAGGGCGGCCAUCGCAUACUUUUGAACACUUGUCUUGCUUUUUACCUGGUCUCCUAGCGCUUGGUGCACACACUCUUCCUCUUGAUGAUCUUGCAAGUCUCGGGAUAGAUUUGAAUGAGAUUGGCAAUGAAUCGAUGUUUGGGAUAUCUGGAGAAGGUUACAAACUACUCGCGGGAUAUAAUCUCAAAUCAUUACACAUGUGGGCAGCCGAAGGCCUUGCUCAGACCUGUUGGCUCUCAUAUGCAGACAUGCCCACUGGAUUGGGCCCGGAUGAAAUGGUCAUGCACACUGCGGGUGACGACCGGUGGGGUAAAACUGUUGAUGGUUUCAAGGAUGGUGGAGGAUAUUUAUGGAUGGACGCGAUCGAAAAAUGGAAAGCAUCCGGGGCACGUGGUGCACCCCCGGGGGUUGGUGACAAGACACCCGUUAUCUACACAGAGACAGAGAGGUUGCGAGGGAGUGGACGAGCAAGAGAUUAUUCCAUCAGGAAGUCUGGUUACUUACUGAGACCGGAGACGCUCGAGUCACUCUACAUACUUUGGCGGACAACGGGUAAUAACAAAUGGCGAGACAGAGGAUGGAAAAUAUUUGAAUCAAUAGAGCGCCAUACUAAAACUCCCUCAGGAUAUGCCAGUUUGCGAACAGUGGAGGUUUUACCUGCUGUGAAAGACGAUGACAUGCCCAGUUAUUUUUUUGCUGAAACUCUCAAAUACUUAUACCUCAUGUUCAUUGACACAGACCCGAUACCGUUAGACAAAUGGGUUCUCAAUACCGAAGCACAUCCCUUACCGGUAAUCGAAUGGAGCCAGGCAGAGAAGGACAAUUUUCAUAUCCCAUAA
Lentinula edodes (shiitake mushroom) is the source of this 1887-nucleotide messenger RNA. RefSeq names its product glycoside hydrolase family 47 protein. The record is from RefSeq and is a predicted model, not a curated record. Gene Ontology annotation, cellular component: endoplasmic reticulum; Golgi membrane. Gene Ontology annotation, molecular function: calcium ion binding; mannosyl-oligosaccharide 1,2-alpha-mannosidase activity. NCBI's taxonomy places the organism in Eukaryota, Fungi, Basidiomycota, Agaricomycetes, Agaricales, Omphalotaceae. The coding region runs from base 1 to 1887 and encodes 628 amino acids. The transcript is spliced from 10 exons. Gene Ontology annotation, biological process: carbohydrate metabolic process; N-glycan processing.